This is a messenger RNA of Chiloscyllium plagiosum (whitespotted bambooshark), 1766 nucleotides long. The record is from RefSeq and is a predicted model, not a curated record. Lineage: Eukaryota; Metazoa; Chordata; Chondrichthyes; Orectolobiformes; Hemiscylliidae.
GAGGCGGCCGCGAGCUCGCUUCUUCCCUCCGCUCUUCGGGGGCGCUCCCGCUACAGAUUCCCGGUCUUUGCGCGUUCUCGACACUGAAUCCCAGUCUGUACGCGCUCCUGAUACCGAGUCCCGGUUCCCGGUAGGGGCACACACCCGCGGCAGCCGCCACAAUGAUGUCUUUCGAUGACCCGCGGCUGCAGUGGAUCCGGGACCGGGUUUAUGAGGGAUUCGGGAUCACGGAGCCUGAGUGUUUUGAGGAGUUGGUGAACCGCAAUGAUGGCAUGCAGGAGCUGAUCAUCCUCAAAUUCAUCAACGACACUGUCAGCGAGGACAGCCCGUCAGCUCUGCUCUUCUUCAAAGGGAGCCGCAUGGAGGAACAGGAGCUGGAGGUGGAGAUCGAACCUAAUGAGGUAGUUGAGCCUGCAAAUGAAGAAGAUGCUGAUACUGAUGGAACAAAAUCUGAUUUGCCAAAUGCAGGCGAAACAGAAAAAGUUGAGACUGGACUACCUGAAGAUUUAGGAGAAGAUAUUAAGCAAAAUCUUGUGCAGACGAAAAUUGUAACCCGGUUAAUAGAACGCACGAUGCUGCAUGUUUCUCUUGAGAAAGUUCCACCUGAGUUUAUGAAUUACGAUGCUUUUUAUUUUCUGAGGAAUAGAAGAGAGACCAUUACUGAGCCCAAUGACAUGAAGGAGACUAAUAUACUAAUGCCCAAUAUGUUGGAGCAUGGAAUGCUGAAUGGACAUUCUCUGUUGAUGUUACAUCAAAUACUAACUCAGGUCUUCAUACCACUUUUGACAUAUCACCAUAAAAGUAUUGAUUUGAAACAAGGUUCAUCCCGCUUUUUGAGUGCAAUGGCAUAUCAACAUGAGAAAGGCAGUCUACCGGAGUCAAGAGCAGGAGUGGAUUCACGAAAUAUUCAGUUCGUCAGAGAUGAGUUCUUAAUAACCAUACAGAAGUUCUCAAAUCAGGUUCAGAGAACUAUUCAACAGGUUGAGGGUGAGAUCAAGCUCGAGAUGCCAUCAAUUGAUCUUGAUGCAGAUUUUAACCAAUUUGCUUUCGACCAAGUUAUAAUGGAUAAACUAGAACAGAGUAUAAUGAACUGGCAGGUGCAAAUUACUACUGCUAUUGAAGAACAGCUGACAAAGAUGCCUCAGGGUAAUAGUCCGUUAGCAGAGAUUGAUUUCUGGCGUGAACGUAAUGCUACCCUCAGUGCUCUCAGUGAACAGUUGAAACUGCCUGUGGUGAAGAAGAUUGUUGACUUUGUGAGCAGAGUUGACCAAGGUUUAAUCCAGAACCUCAAUUUAAUCAUUACUGACCUCAACAAGUACCAUGUGGAAGCUGCAGACAAUGUCAGAUUCCUUUCAACCCUUGAACGACAUUUUAAGAACCUAGCACAUGGAUCAAGAUUUCAAGUUGUUAUGGAUACAAUUCCUUCGAUGAUGAAUGCCUUGAGGAUGGUUUGGAUUAUUUCUCGCCACUACAACAAGGAUGAGCGAAUGGUGCCCCUUAUGGAAAGGAUUGCAUGGGAAAUUUCACAAAGAGUCCGUAAAGUAAUCAAUGUACGGACAAUUUUCCAGAGGAACUCAGCUUCUGCAAGACAAAGUGUUUCAGAAGCCAAACGCACACUUCAAGUAUGGAAGGACUCAUACUUUGAUAUCCGUGCUAAAAUUGAAGCUUCUGGAAGAGAUCAGCGAUGGGAAUUUGAUCGAAAAAGACUAUUUGAGAAUACAGAUUACAUGAUUAACAUCUGUCAAAAUAUUUAUGAAAUCUUACAG